AUGGCCACUCAAACAGCUACACAGACGCUGCAGUCCGGCUCGGUCAAGAUCAAGGGGAAAGUGGCCGAUCUCGACAAACAUGUCAACCUGGCCAAGUUCUCAACGGACGUGCCAAAGGCAGACUACGAUCGAGCAGUCGAGCUAAUCAGGUCUAAAUUGGACAACAUGUCUCUUGUUGCAGCCAGGCUCUCACUCACUCUCGGACCCAACCAUCCUCCGUUGCUGAUCGAUGCGCGGGCCAGUCCUGCGACUCUCGAUGUCAUCACCGACGGCGAAAUUCCCGAGGAUGUCGAUGCUCAGGUCUACAUCACGGCCGUCAUGAUCAAGAGAUUCGUCGAUGGUCUUAUGGAUGCUCGCUAUGCCCUCAACUGGGGCCACAUCUUCAUGCUCACCGGCCCGACACGGGUCGGAGUCAAAUUCGUCGAUGCUCUGACGCCAUUCAACGCCGUCCAUCCUAAGCUCGACCGACUAGAUCUGAAAGAAUUGCCCAAGCCCACCGAGGAUAUCGAGCAGGUCAAGCGCGAUCUCGACGUCUGGGGAUACGGGUUCGUCAAGAACGCGCUCACCCCGGAAGAAGUGCGCGUGCUCAGAAAGCGACUCAUGGAUCAAGCCCAAGGCGAGGCCGACGCUGGCAUCGGCUUCUUUGACGGUGGCGAGAAGAAGCCCAACCAACGGAUCUGGUGCUUGCCGAACAAGGGCAAGGAAUUUAUCGAUUUGCUCGAGAACAACAAGACUAUUCAAGAUGUGGUCCCCGACUUCCUCGGAGACGAUGCCAUCUUGUUCUCGUACACGGCGAACAUCGCUCGGCCGGGCAAUACCCCGAUGCACAUGCACACGGACCAAAUCACCAUCCAACCACCCAUCAGAUCCGUGGCGGUAGGCAUGAACUUGAUGUAUUUCCUCGAGGACGUCACUGCAGAGAACGGCGGCACUCUGGUCAUGCCGGGGAGCCACAAGGGGAACUGGGCGCCGGACGACCCGUACGAUCCGGUCGACACGGUGGCAGCGGCUGGUCCCGCGGGGACUUGCAUGGUGUUUGAAAGCAGGCUCUGGCACGCAACGGGGGCGAACAAGAUGCCGGCAGACAGCGGCAGCGAGAGACCGGUCAUUCUGGUCUUCUUCACCCGGCCUUGGAUGAGACAGCAGGAGAACUUCUCGCUGUCGGUCAAGGAGGACGUGCUGGCCACGUGCUCCGACAAGGUCAAGGGUUACCUGGGGUUCAGGACGAGCGGGAGCAUCGGCGGGGUUCAGACGAGGCAGAAGGAUGGAGACAUUGUGAGGAGGCCAAAGGAGGACGAGUUUAUUGGCGUCAUGGGUGUGGGCACCUCCAAGUACUAG
Molecule: messenger RNA, 1338 nt
Organism: Fonsecaea nubica
Lineage: Eukaryota; Fungi; Ascomycota; Eurotiomycetes; Chaetothyriales; Herpotrichiellaceae
Exons: 1
Coding region: 1-1338 (445 amino acids)
Source: RefSeq, a predicted model, not a curated record